This is a messenger RNA of Arabidopsis lyrata subsp. lyrata, 1756 nucleotides long. Its product is annotated as squamosa promoter-binding-like protein 13A. Gene Ontology annotation, cellular component: nucleus. Bases 411 to 1487 code for a protein of 358 amino acids. The record is from RefSeq and is a predicted model, not a curated record. Lineage: Eukaryota; Viridiplantae; Streptophyta; Magnoliopsida; Brassicales; Brassicaceae. The transcript is spliced from 4 exons. Gene Ontology annotation, molecular function: DNA binding.
AAACAACAACAGCUGUCACUUUCCUCCAUUUUUUCUUCUCUCUCUCUUACUUACUCAAAGUUUUUUAAAAAUGAUAUCAAUAAACCCUAAAUCAGGAAAGCAAAGUUACAAUUAAAGCAAGUAAAUCAUUUCUUAACUUAGUAAUAGCAAUUAUCAUCACUUUCUCUCUCUCCUCUUUCUCUUAUUUGCAUUAUUGAAGUAGCAGCCACACUUGUUGUCUCCACUUUCUCUUGCUAAACCCCAUCAUCAUCUUCUCUUUUUUUUUUUUUUUCUUUUUUCACUUGUCUCAUUUUUUUAUCUUUCUCUUUUGGAGUUUCUUCUUCUUCUACUGACUCUACUACUGUUAGGACUUAGGUGUGGAUGGAUUUGUGAGAGAAGAAGACCAAGGAGAAGAAAAACAAAAUCUUUGAAUGGACUGGAAUUUCAAACUUAGCUCUGGUUAUUUAUCUGGAUUCGAUCAAGAACCGGAUUUAUCACCAAUGGAUGGUUCGAUCUCGUUUGGUGGGUCUUCACAGUCAAAAGGGGAAUUUUCAUUUGAUCUGAAACUUGGAAGAAACAAUGGAAACUCUUCCUCUGUUUUUGGUGAUACAGAGCAAGUGAUAAGUCUAAGUAAGUGGAAAGAGAGUUCUUUGGCUAAACCAGAGAGUUCAAGAAGCUCGAGUUCAAAGAGAACAAGAGGGAAUGGUGUUGGAACCAACCAGAUGCCGAUUUGUUUAGUUGAUGGAUGUAAUUCUGAUUUUAGUAAUUGUAGAGAGUAUCAUAAGAGACAUAAGGUUUGUGAUGUUCAUUCAAAAACUCCUGUGGUUACUAUUAAUGGUCAUAAGCAGAGGUUUUGUCAACAAUGCAGCAGGUUUCAUGCUUUGGAAGAGUUUGAUGAAGGGAAGAGAAGUUGUAGAAAACGUCUUGAUGGACAUAAUCGAAGAAGGCGGAAGCCGCAGCCUGAACAUAUCGGUCGUCCUGCGAACUUCUUUACGGGUUUUCAAGGUAGCAAAUUGCUAGAGUUUUCGGGCGGUUCACAUGUGUUUCCAACUACAUCUGUGUUGAACCCGAGCUGGGGAAAUAGUCUUGUAAGCGUUGCUGUGGCCGCCAAUGGUUCGAGUUACGGGCAGAACCAGAGCUAUGUUGGUUCUUCUCCUGCUAAGACAGGGAUAAUGUUUCCAAUCUCUUCUUCUCCAAACAGUAGCAGAGGCAUAGGGAAACAAUUCGCUUUCUUGCAAGAAGAAGAAAGCUCGAGAACAGCAUCGUUGUGUGAGAGAAUGACGAGUUGCAUCCAUGACUCUGAUUGUGCUCUCUCUCUUCUGUCAUCCUCCUCGUCGUCAGUCCCUCAUCUGCUUCAGCCACCACUUUCUUUGUCCCAAGAAGCAGUUGAGACAGUUUUUUACGGGUCGGCAUUGUUUGAGAAUGCGAGUGCAGUCUCUGAUGGAUCGGUUAUAUCCAGUAAUGAGGCUGUCGCUCUUCCGCAGACGUUCCCGUUUCAUUGGGAGUAGUAUAAGAAGAAGAAGUAGGUAGAUAGAAUCACAAAGAUCUAUUUGUGUCUCUUCUCUUCUCCCUCAAUUUUCUAUGUUCCUAUAUCAUCAUUGUUCUUGUUAAAUGUUGAAUUGUGGGUUUUUUUAUUGACAUUUGAUUAGUUGAUGUGUAGGUUGUGUUGGUCUUGUAGUACCCCAAUUAGCAGUAAGUUAACAGUUGAGAGUAGAUUACUAUUUAUGUACACAUCUUAUUCCAAUUAUAGAAUCUUAGAAGAGCCACUCUUAUGCUU